This is a messenger RNA of Phodopus roborovskii (desert hamster), 645 nucleotides long. RefSeq names its product myosin light chain 10 (gene Myl10). Gene Ontology annotation, molecular function: calcium ion binding. The record is from RefSeq and is a predicted model, not a curated record. Gene Ontology annotation, cellular component: cytoplasm; mitochondrion. Lineage: Eukaryota; Metazoa; Chordata; Mammalia; Rodentia; Cricetidae.
AUGGUGUUCUGGGGCCCGUGGCCGGGCACCGGUGACUGCGGUCUCUGGAGGAAGCAAUGGCUACAAGGAUUUACCUCUUCCCCACAGGCACCCAGAAGAGCCCGGAAAAGAGCAGAAGGCACAGCCAGUUCCAACGUCUUCUCAAUGUUUGACCAGUCCCAGAUUCAGGAGUUUAAAGAGGCCUUCACUAUCAUGGACCAGAACCGGGAUGGCUUCAUCGACAAGGAGGACCUGAGGGACACUUUUGCCGCACUGGGUCGCAUAAAUGUCAAGAAUGAAGAGCUGGACGCCAUGGUGAAGGAAGCCCCAGGGCCCAUCAACUUCACAGUCUUCCUGACCAUGUUUGGGGAGAAGCUCAAGGGCACGGACCCAGAAGAGACCAUACUGCAUGCCUUCAAGGUGUUUGAUACUGAAGGAAAAGGCUUCGUCAAGGCUGACUUCAUUAAAGAAAAGCUUAUGACCCAGGCUGACCGGUUCAGUGAGGAGGAGGUCAAGCAGAUGUUUGCAGCUUUCCCUCCUGAUGUCUGUGGCAACUUAGACUACAGGAAUCUGUGCUACGUCAUCACACAUGGCGAGGAGAAGGACUAGAAGGUCUGCCUCCUCCAUACCUGGAGUCAGCCAAGACUGGCUGGGUUGGGGGACCAG